AUGCUCGAUCUCUUGUGGUGGCCGGUGUUGGACGACUUCAGGCUCGCAAACCGCGACUUGAUGCUGUCUCCCGUUCUUUGUGGAGCCGUGUUCUUGAUGAAAUCAACAGAGCUGUUGAUAUUAUUAUGGUGGUUUGGCGAAAGCUCAACCACUUCCUCUUUGGUCAUUCCGUUGAUGAUGUUUUCAGUGUGCGACAACGACCCAGACGGCUGCGAGUACAUUUGGAACGACGCAGCAGACAUGCUGAGUGGCCGCGACUUGGAAGACGGCCGCAGGGUCGGUUUCUUGAUGUCUGGAGUAGAUUUAUUAUUCGGCUGUCCCAAAAGCUUGGACCGGUCGAUAUUGGCAAACGGAUCGUACGAGCUGAUGCUGUUCGUGCACAGAAACCGGACGACGGGGCAUGCUUGGAGCCUGGGAAGGAUAUGGGGUGUUGAACUGGUCGGCAGACGUAGGCUUUGUCUGCAGAUCAGGUGUCUAUCUCCGGACAACAAAACGUUCUCGAUCUUGAUAUCUUUGUGGAUCAACGGUGGCUUCAAAGCGUGCAUGUUUGCAACUCCUUCGGUGAUUUCUCCCAUGAUCUGGAGAAUCUCUGGUUCUUUGAGCUUGUUGACCAAUCUGGAGUUCAUGAAAUCGAUCAAUCCAUUGCCCGAGCAGUACUCCAUCAACAAGAAAACCUCGUAUCCUGAACCAUUGCUCAUUCUAGCGGCAUGGGAGUCGAUGUAG
Messenger RNA from Ogataea philodendri, 723 nucleotides. RefSeq lists its product as uncharacterized. The coding region runs from base 1 to 723 and encodes 240 amino acids. The record is from RefSeq and is a predicted model, not a curated record. Lineage: Eukaryota; Fungi; Ascomycota; Pichiomycetes; Pichiales; Pichiaceae. The transcript is spliced from 3 exons.